CAAUACUAUUUGUGCCUAUUAUGUUUUAAAUUAUUGGUUUAUCAUUAUUAUCGGGCAUUCGGGCCAUUAUUUAUUAUAUUUGAUGGUAAAAUAUUAACUAAUAACUACAUAUUAUAAUUGGGUUUUGUGAAACGUAGGUUUUUAACUUGAGUUCAUUAGGUAGUUUUAAUUUUUUAACAUGGUUAAAUUAAAGUUUUAUUACGACUUCUUGUCUCAACCAAGUAGAACUUUGUACAUAUUUAUGAAGAAAACCGAAAUUCCGUUUGAACCAAAACCAUUAAGUUUAAGACAAGGAGAGCAUCUCACUAAAGAAAUUGAAAGCUUAAAUCCGUUUAAGAAAGUACCUUUUAUUGACGAUAAGGGAACAGUUUUAAUAGAAAGUGUUGCAAUACUUCGUUAUUUAUGUCGAACAUAUAACGUAGCUGACCAUUGGUAUCCCAAAGAUAUAAAAAAGCAGGCUCUUGUUGAUGAAUAUUUGGAGUGGCAACAUAAUAAUAUUAGAGCUCAUUGUACAGAGUAUUUUCGGUACAAGGCGCUAUGGCCAUUAAAAACUGGCCAGGCAGCAAAUAUUGAAAAAGUUACAAUACUAGAAAAAAGAAUGACCGAAAAUCUAAAUUUAUUAGAAAAUAUUUGGUUAAAAGAUAAACCAUUUUUGUGUGGAGACGAAAUUUCAGUUUCUGAUCUUGUUGCUGCUUGUGAAGUCGAACAACCAAGAAUUGCUGGUUUUAAUCCGUUGGUAGAUUGUCCAAAUUUAACUAAAUGGAUAACUAGAGUCCAAUCAAAGUUUUCACCUUUUUAUAAGGAAGCACAUGAAGUUGUCGAACAAACUGCUAAUGAAUACAAGUCUUAUGUUUGUGAAUUAAAUAAAAAGAAUAUAAAUAACAUGGCUAAGUUAAUAUUUUAUCACAAUUUAUUGUCACAACCAUCCAGAGCAUUGUAUAUGUUUUUUAAAAAAGCUGAAAUUCCGUUCGAAGAUAAAGUUGUGGACAUAUUGAAAGGAGAACAGUUUACACCCGAAUUUGAGGCUAUAAAUCCAUUCAAAAAAGUACCAGUCAUCAAUGAUAAGGGAUUUGUUCUUACUGAAAGCAUUGCAAUUCUUCGUUACAUUUGUCGUACUUAUAAUGUAGCUGAUCACUGGUACCCUAAAGACUCUGGGAAACAAGCACACGUAGAUGAAUAUCUUGAGUGGCAACACACAAAUACUAGAGGUGAUUGUGCUCUCUAUUGUUUACAUAAAGUAUUUUGGCCUCUAAUUGCUGGAAAACCAGUAAAUGAACAGAGAGUGGCACAAUUAGAAAAAAGAAUGAUGAUUACUUUAGACUUAAUAGAUAAUGUUUGGCUAAAAAAUAAAACUUUUUUGAGUGGAAACGAAAUUUCCAUUUCUGAUAUUGUUGGUAUUUGUGAAAUUGAACAAACAAGAAUGGCCGGCUUUGAUCCAUAUGCUAAUCGUCCAAAUUUAUCUAAAUGGAAAAUGAGAACGGCAUCAUAUUUAAACCCGUAUUAUGAAGAGGCCAAUGAAAUAGUUGAAAUAUAUGUAGCUAAAUAUAAUAAAAAAUAUGGUAAACCGAGUUCUAAAAUUUAAUUUUAUUCAUUCUAUUAAUAACUUUGAUCAUGUCAUAAAAAAUGUAUACAUUUAUUAUAUAGUAUAAUUAUUAAUUUAUCGAAGUUAUUGUAUAUUUUUUCAAUAUUGUUCAAAUUAAUUACUUAGGUUAGGUUACAUUAAAAAUGUUUGUUUAUUGUUAUAGUUAUGAUGGGUUGUUUUGUAUAUUUUUUUAAUUUAAUUUGAUCACAACAUUGUUUAACUAUGACUACAACACUUUGUUUUGUCUUAUUUAUGUUAAGAGUACUUACCUUAUUAUUUUAGUAAUUAAUUGUAAUCUCUAUUAUACCAUAGGAAAUGUUUUUAUACCAAUAAUUUUUAUUUUAUAUAGUAUUUGAUGUGAUUGAUUUAAUAUUAUUAUUUAAGUUUCUUAUGGUAUUAUAAAUGUAUAUAACUUAAU
Messenger RNA from Rhopalosiphum padi (bird cherry-oat aphid), 2000 nucleotides. RefSeq names its product glutathione S-transferase theta-4-like. The coding region runs from base 179 to 1582 and encodes 467 amino acids. Lineage: Eukaryota; Metazoa; Arthropoda; Insecta; Hemiptera; Aphididae. Gene Ontology annotation, biological process: glutathione metabolic process. The record is from RefSeq and is a predicted model, not a curated record. The transcript is spliced from 10 exons. Gene Ontology annotation, molecular function: glutathione transferase activity. Gene Ontology annotation, cellular component: cytoplasm.